Molecule: messenger RNA, 840 nt
Organism: Aspergillus neoniger CBS 115656
Lineage: Eukaryota; Fungi; Ascomycota; Eurotiomycetes; Eurotiales; Aspergillaceae
Exons: 2
Coding region: 1-840 (279 amino acids)
Source: RefSeq, a predicted model, not a curated record
AUGGCCGGCAUAGGCGGAGGCUCUAACUACAACCCUGGCGGGGAGUCAGAAUUCACCACGCAGGACCCAUGGGGAUCGGAGCACACUACGACAGCAAAGUAUUAUCCUGGAGAAACCACCAGGACCACCACCCAGCAAUGGACUCCGAUCACCACUACUGUCAAAAGCACCAGCAGCUCUGGCAGUUCUAGCAGCAACAACCAGACCAUCGCUAUCGCGGUUCCCGUUGCAGUCGUUGGCGCAGCUAUCAUCGCAGCCAUAUUGUUCUUCAUCCUAAGACGCAGGCGUCAAAAACGCAACCGCUCCACCUUACCACAGACCAACAACAAUCAACCCCCAGUCGGCAUGGGCGCAGUCCCUCGCCAAGUACGAUCACCUCCACAACAACAACGACCACAGCAAGCAGCAAACGGCGCAACAUGGGAAUUUGCGCCCACAAACUCCCACGACAUCCCCUUCACAGGUCCCAUCCCAGGUCGUCCUGUCCCGCAAGAACCCGAGCAUAUGAACCCUACCAACAAUCACCCCCGCGACUUUAGCCCACCAAGUACGAAUAACCACAACUUUCAUACCACUGCUACCGCCGCUGCCGCUGCUGCAGCAGAAGUUCCCAACAGAGACAACAACAACCCCGAGAGAAGUCCCCAGCCCACCAUGCCAGCUGCCUGGCCCUCCCCCGAAGCCAGACUUGACCGUCCAAUAUCGCCCUUUGAUCAUCCACUCGACGACGCAGUAUCUGAGAUAUCGCGUCGAUCGUAUACCCAUCCUAGGGAUAUGGACGAUGUAUCAUCUGUAUCGUCGUUUGAAGAUGAUGAGCGAAGGCCAGCUAUGCGUCGUUGA